AAAAUUCAUAUUCGUUUCCACCAGUGAAUACUAUCCUCAAUUUUUAAGUAGUCAAUAUCCUAGUCAAAAUCUGUAAACUUUCGCGAUGAUGAGAAUAACAAUACGAAUAUUAAUUCCAUUACUGCUGAUGGUAAAUUCAUCAGCAGGAAUAUAUAUAUUGAAUCUUCUCGCUGAUUAUGGACUGACAGGUCCUUAUGGAAUGAGAAUAGAAAAAUUACCAAGAUUUGAUGACUAUGAUUUCAUCAUCGUCGGUUCUGGGCCUGGUGGUGCCCCAGUGGCCAAUCGCUUAUCAGAAAAUAGAAAUUGGAAAGUUUUGAUUUUGGAAGCUGGUAAACCAGAAGGAAUUUUACAUCAAAUACCGUCAGUUCGUUUUGCAAGAUCAGAGUACGACUGGCAAUACGUUAGUGAGCCACAAGAAAAAGCCUGUUUAGGAUUGAUAGAUCGUCGGGGUGCAUAUACACAGGGAAAAUCACUGGGUGGUUCGACUUCCAUCAAUGGUAUGGUUUACUCGAGAGGACAUAAAAUUGAUUUUGACCUUUGGGCUAAAGAAGGUAAUUAUGGUUGGUCCUAUGAUGAGAUACUGCCCUAUUUCAAGAAGAGUGAACGAGUUAGACUUCAAGAGCCCGUGGACAAAGCUUAUCGCGGCACAAGGGGAUACGUACACGUGCAGAAUGCACGAUGGCGUACUCCCCUGGCAACAGCUUUCGUUGAUUCCGCGAAAGAACUCGGUUACGAUGUCAUAGACUACAAUGGAAAAAGGCAAAUUGGAUUUUCCUAUACCCAUUUAACAAUGUUCAAUGGUUCGCGAUGGAGUUCUUCGCGGGCAUAUCUUCGUGUAAAUCGAUUGAACUUAGAUAUCGUGCCAGAAGCAACAGUAACAAAAGUAUUGAUUGACAAAUUCAAUCGUGCGUACGGUGUCCAGUUUACAAAAAACAACAAGACAUAUCGAAUUAAUGCUAAGAAAGAAGUUAUUCUAUCAGCUGGUGCAAUCAGCACACCCAAACUAUUAAUGUUAUCUGGAGUUGGACCUAAAGAACAUCUGAAUGAAUUGGGAAUCAAAGCUAUCAAGGAUGCUAGAGUUGGAUACAAUCUAUGUGACCAUGUGGCAUUUGUUGGUCUCACAUUUUUGAUAAACGACACUGUCAGUUUGAAUAUUAAAAAUAUCCAGGGCCCAGAAUUUGCUCAACAAUAUGUUGUCAAUGGAACUGGUCCCCAAUCUACAUCCGGUACAGAAGCACUGGCAUUCACUCGCUCAAAAUAUGCACUGGACGCCCGACCAGAUAUGGAAUUAUUUUUUAUACCAGCAGCAAUGCACGUGGACAAUGAUAAAGGUUUUCGUAUUGUUCGUCGUGUUACCCAAGAAAUUUAUGACAAAGUUUGGAAGCCCCUCGAAGGCCAAGAUGCCUGGACGAUCAUGCCCGUACUACAGCUGUCUCAAAGCAAAGGACGGAUUCGACUUAACUCAACUAAUAUCGAUGAUCAUCCCUUAAUCAAUCCCAACUUACUAGACGAUCCAAUCGACCUAAAAAUUCUUGUAGAAGGUAUUAAACAGUCAAUAGCAAUAUCGAAAUCCAAAGCGUUCCAACGAUAUGGCACUAGACUACAUGAAAUCAAAAUUCCUGGAUGUGAAAAUUUGGAAUUUAACUCCGAUGAUUACUGGCAGUGCGCAGUUAAAUAUUUAACAAUUCCCUAUCUUCAUGAAGUUGGUACUGCCAAAAUGGGACCAUCCACAGAUCCCACUGCUGUCGUUGAUCCUGAAUUGAGGGUUUAUGGAAUAAAAGGUUUGAGAGUUAUCGAUGCUUCUAUAAUGCCGGAGGAACCAGUGGGUCAUCUGAUGGCAACAAUUUACAUGAUCGCCGAAAAAGGUGCUGAUAUGAUCAAACGUACAUGGUCAACGUAGCAAACACUAUCAAAUUCUAAUUUCUCAUUGUAAUCCAAUAAAUAAAAAUACAUAAUCGACAAAUAUAUCCAUAUAGUACCCUGAGAUAUAAUUUCUAAUUGCUAUUAUCGGCGUCACUCCAUCCAUGAUUAAAACUCGGAAUUUUAUCGAACGGAUGAGUGUACGAUCCGCUGAGGAACAACAACAAUGUGUACUCAUUAUCUGGCGGUACAGGAUGCAAUUACAUUGUCGAUAAAGUCGUAAAUUUCAAGUGUAAAUAUAAUAAAUAAAUAUUAUAUUUGCAGAAUCUGAGACACGAGUCCAAACAAUGAAUGAUAAAUAAAAUACGAUGAUGUACCUUCAA
This is a messenger RNA of Diachasmimorpha longicaudata, 2243 nucleotides long. RefSeq names its product glucose dehydrogenase [FAD, quinone]-like. The record is from RefSeq and is a predicted model, not a curated record. Bases 86 to 1900 code for a protein of 604 amino acids. NCBI's taxonomy places the organism in Eukaryota, Metazoa, Arthropoda, Insecta, Hymenoptera, Braconidae. Gene Ontology annotation, molecular function: flavin adenine dinucleotide binding; oxidoreductase activity, acting on CH-OH group of donors. The transcript is spliced from 2 exons.